Molecule: messenger RNA, 696 nt
Organism: Morone saxatilis (striped sea-bass)
Lineage: Eukaryota; Metazoa; Chordata; Actinopteri; Moronidae
Gene: psmg4
Product: proteasome (prosome, macropain) assembly chaperone 4
Biological process (GO): proteasome assembly
Source: RefSeq, a predicted model, not a curated record
AUGCUUAUACGAUCCGUUGUGCUGGUGCCGCACGCCUGCGCAGCUCGGUGAGCGAUUGUUUUGGGCUGCCGUUUUUCUCUCCGACCAGGAAGAAGCUUCUUCUCUGUUUACAGCCAGCACGGGGUUUCUGACCACCGUUCAACGAAACCGGAGUCAAACAAGAUGAACGGGCCGGUGUUUGAUGCCAUUACGGUGCACAACUUCUCGGAGAAGAUUCUGGAGCAGGUCGUACACUUUCACGUGAUGAAGCUCAGCGGCGGGAUUCGAUGCCUUUAUCUACAUUAGUCAUGGGGGACCCAUCCAAUACGGCUCCAACUUCCCUGGCACAGAGAUUAGCAAAGAAGACUAAAAAGCAAGUAUACGUGAGUUACAGUGUUCCGAUGACAGACUCCAACUUCAGUCUUUUGGUGGAGAACAGGAUCAAAAAGGAGCUGGAGCUUCACCCUGAACACUUUUAAACACGUCUGACCGUUUAUUGAAGCGAGGACAUGUAGGGCAAUUGUAGCUUCUCCGGCUCUUUGGACUUUUAUACUGCUUUCCGACACUGUAAUCGUACCCCGACACAAUAACCACAGACGGUCACAUCAAGUGUUCUUUUAUUGACAUAAUAAAUUAAGUGGUUUAUUAUCAAAACAUGUAGGCCUAUGGCUUUUUGUACAAAUGCAUCAUAUUAAAAAAAUAACACUUAGAAAACAG